GCGCCGCCAUCUUAGCCCCGGGAGGCGGCGUGAGGUGGGCGGCCGCUGGGUUCGGCGCUGGUGGUACUGGGAUGCCCGUCCGCCGCGCAGGGCCCUCGGCACUAUGAGCGCUCCUGUCGCCAGCGGCAGGCUGCAGCCCCUCCUGGAGACCCUGGAGGAUCCGGCCGCCCCGCCGGGAGAGCUCACCGACGUGCACCUUAGUAUCGUGAAUCGCUUGACUGGUGAGAAUGGCAAAGACUUCUCUGCAGAUGUCAGAAGACACUUCCCUCAACUUUGCAAAGUGUUUAAGGCGCACAUUUCUAGUCAAAACUUAGAGCUAAGUAAUGCAGCAUUACAGGCAUUGGGAUUCUGCGUCUUUAAUGCAAGUACUGCAUCUCAGUUAUCUGCAACUGAAAUACAAGACUUGCUUUCAGUACUGAACACUGUUGCUGUAAAAGCCUCAGAUAAAAACACUCGGAGUCGGGCACUUUGGGUGAUCUCUAAGCAAGCGUUUCCUUCUGAAAUUGUUAAAAAAGAGGUGUCCUGUAUUAUUUCUACCCUGGAAACUAUACUUACUAAAGGAGAUGUACAGUCUAUGGUGGUUGAAUAUGAAGCACUUAAUGUUAUUAUACGCUUAAUAGAACAAACUCCAGCCCAGAUGGGAGAAGAGGCUGUGAGGUGGGCAAAACUGAUCAUUCCUCUGGUCGUCCAUUCAGCUCACAAAGUGCAGUUACGAGGUGCCACUGCCCUGGAGAUGGGCAUGCCCCUGCUCCUCCAGAAGCAGCAGCAGGUAGCAGCUGUCACUGAGCACCUCAUGACCACAAAAUUAAUUUCAGAACUUCAGAAAUUGUUUUCUACAAAGAACGAGACUUAUGUAUUAAAAUUAUGGCCACUGUUUGUCAAAUUGCUUGGAAAGACUCUGCAUCGUAGUGGCAGUUUUAUCAACUCAUUGCUGCAGCUGGAGGAACUUGGAUUUCGUAGUGGCUCACCAGUGGUAAAGAAAAUAGCCUUCAUUGCAUGGAAGAGUCUAAUAGAUAAUUUUGCUCUAAAUCCAGAUAUAUUGUGCAGUGCUAAAAGGCUGAAAUUGCUCAUGCAGCCACUGAGCUCGAUCCAUGUGAGAACAGAGGCUUUGGCACUGACAAAACUAGAGGUCUGGUGGUAUUUGCUCAUGAGGCUGGGACCUCAGCUGCCUGCAAACUUUGAACAGGUUUGUGUACCAUUAAUCCGAAGUACUUUAAGUCUGGAUUCUUCUGCUCCGUUGCAAGGAACUCCCUCACGUGUACCAGCCAACCAAUGUUCAGGCUCGGCAACCCCUGCGCAGAAAUCAGGUCCUUACCCAUUUGCAAGUCCAGUCACACCAAGGAUGAACUUGAAUUCUAGUAUAGCCGGAGGCAUGGCGAUGCCUUCCAUUCAGCUUUUAGGAAUUGAAAUGCUGCUUCACUUCUUGAUGGGACCGGAAGUUUUAGAUUUUGCUAAGCAAAACAAACUUGUACUUAGUUUAGAGCCUCUCCAGUACCCACUGAUCAAUAGCCCUUCCUUUUUUUGUAAGCACGCCAGCACGCUUAUAAAGGCAGUUCAGGAUGGCUUUAUUGCAGUUGGAAAAGAAGUUCCUGAUUAUAUGCUGAAUGUUAUAUGGAAGGACCUAAAUGGAUACGUAAAAACAGCUAUUGAAUCAGAAAAUAAGAAAGAAAAGCAAGGAUCAGAAAUACUGACUAUGUUGCUCCAGGCCUUAAAAAACACUGUUAGAUCAGCUUCUCUUCCUGCACAGAAAAUACUGUCUCUCAUCAAUAUUACUGUUAAGGAAUUGCCUCCAAAAGUAUUGGGAUCACCAGCUUAUCAGGUUGCUGAUAUGGAUCUUUUAAAUGGAACACCAGCACUGUUCUUAAUUCAGCUGCCUUUCGAUAAUAACCUCUUGGAAUGUGGUGUAGCAGAUGAGAGAUUCUUUGUAAUUCUAGAAAUGCUUGUGGGCUGUGUUUUGUCUGGGCCUACAUCUCCGCUGGCUUUCAGUGAAUCUGUGAUCUGCAUUAUUAAUCAGAGUGCAAAGGAAGUGGAAAAUAAGGAGCAUCUUUGGCGAAUGUGGAGUAUUGUUGUUAAUCCGCUAACCGAAUGGAUUAAUCAGACUAACGAAGUAAAUCAGGGUGAUGCACUGGAACACAACUUCAAUGCUGUUUAUAGUGCAUUGUUGCUACCAGUAUUGCACAUCUUUCCCGUUCAGGAAUUCCCACAGCCAACUAUGAAAUCCUUGUUGCGCACUUGGUCAGACCUGUAUAGAGCAUUUGCUCGCUGUGCUGCUCUAGUUGCAACAGCAGAAGAAAACCUAUGCUGUGAAGAACUUUGUGCCAAAAUAAUAUCUGGGCUAGAAGGUGAAACUCCAGUAAUGUUGUCAAUGAUGGAUGGUCUCACGCAUAUUGUGUCAGUCAUGGUUGACUGCAUCAACUUUGCACCAUAUGGUACUAAAUACCAGCCAAAAAACAGAUCUCCACAGACGCCUACAGAUUGGUCUAAGAAGAAAAAGGAACCCCUUGGAAAGCUUGCUUCUCUAUUUAAACUCCUGGUGAUGUUACUAAACUCUUUCCAUGUGUUCAGUUCCAAAGAAAUCUGUUCAGAAACAUUGGUCUCUGUUGGUCCUUCAAUUAUUACUAUUCUUCACAACAUCAUCAGCCACGUUUCAUUGCCUUCAGUGAUUGGGACUAUGUUUGCAAUUUUUUCAAAACCCCUGGCAGUGUUUUAUGAAAAAACAAAGCUUGCUGAUGUAUCUAAAGUAUACAGUAAUCUUAACAACAAGCUUGAAAAACUGCUGGCCAAGAUAAUCCUGUGUUUAGAGUCUCACUGCACGGGCUCUUACGACAGUGAACUGCUAGAGCAGCUUUCUCCGUUGCUUUGUGUAAUAUUUCAGCAUAAGAGCAAACAGAUCCGCAACCAGUGCGCCCAGUUCUGGAACGCGACAUUUGCUAAGACAACGUCAUUAACAUAUCCUGAAGAGUUAAAAUCUGUGUUGAGGCAGGCCAAAAAGAAAAUUCCACUCCUGCUGCCUGGUUUUGAAAGCCUUGAGAUAGCUGAAGAAUACAGUGGCCCAUUCUCCGAUACGGUGGAAAAUUCACAGCUGGAUGCAAAGAUAAGUGGAAUGGAAGUUAAGUUGAGUCAAAAACGAGACUCUAUAUUGGCACAGGCAAGUGAACUGAAAAAUGAAGACAAGUCCAGUGAUAUGCAAGUGACACCUGCAAAGUUGAAACGAGAACGUUCAUCUUCGAAGACUAAAACUGAGAUACCUUUGGAAGAGGAGAAAUCUGUUGAUUUUGUGUUUAUUCCUCCAGAAACAAAAGCAAGAAUAUUGACAGAACAUCAAAAAGAAGUGCUUAGGUCAAAGAGAGUUGAUAUUCCUGCUAUGUACAACAAUUUGGAUGCAUCACAAGAUAGUACCUCAUUUUCUCAGUAUACCCAAAGCCAGGAAGAUUCUUUGGAAAAAGAACCUUCAAUAGAAAAUGCAAAAGAAGAUGUUAAAAACAAGCCUCAGGAAGAAGAUGGAAAGAGUGAAGGAUGGACCGACAAACCAGAUCAUCCUCUUGACGAUGCCACCUGUGUGAAAAAGUCAUCUGUUACUCAUAUAGAGGAGAGCUCAACUUUAAAUAGUGAGGGAGAGGCAAAAGAGGAUACAGCUAACGUGAUUCCAGAGGAGCCAUCGGUUGGAGAGGGAUCAGAAAAAAGUACUGUGGAAACAGCAUCAAAGGAACCCUUAGUAGUGAACGAAAACACUUCAAACGUCAGCAGCAGUUCAACUUCAAGUGGCAUAAUUUCUGGAACACCGCCAUCUGCAAGCCGACGGCAGUCUUUUAUCAUUUUGGAGAAAUUUGGUAGCUCAGAGAACAGACCCUUUAGCCUUUCAGCAUUAAACAGUUUAUCAGCGACGCCUGGAAAUGCUUCUGUGGUAGCUAAACCAGAAAAUACAAAUGUAUGCAAGACCAGUACUAAACCAGAAAAGUCUGGAGAAGAAAAUAAAAAGCCUUCGAAAUCAGAGUCUGAACAAAUUUUUACUGCGAUCCGAAGGCUAACUCGCAGGCAGACUAAAAUGGAGCACAAAGGCAAUAUGCAAUCCAAACUUGUAGCUAGGUCAGACCAAGAGAAAAGCGUACAAGAGUCUUCUGCUACCAACAGUACGGAAAAUAGUCCUGAACAGUCUCCUACAGUAGAAGACAUAGAAUACCUUCUCCUUUCUCAUUCCCAAACUCUCUAUUCCACAGAAGUAGAAAUUAAAAAAAUUGAAAAUGCGGUAGCAGAAAUGGAAGCAGAGCAGGCAUUAGAUACAGAUUCUAAAGAAAAUACGCCCCCAGAGGGGACUGUGUCAUCGGACCAGGUAACAGGCAAUGAUAGUCAGGUUCCACCUGUGACUCCUAAUCAGAAAAUACUAAGACGUUCUUCAAGACGACGGUCAGAAACUGUGGAAGGUGUGGGAGGUAGUCAGGAUAAGGAGGAUGGCCACCAAAAGAAAGACAGGCAUAAGGAAGAUGAAAAAUCUGGGCAAAAGAAGGUGCCGCAGACUAAGGAUGAUGGAUCGCAAAAGCAGAAAUCGGUUUCUGGGAAAACUACAGAAAGUACAAAUAAAGAAAGCGGCCCUCUUGAGAGAGCUGCUGCAGAGGACGUAAGCUCAAAGGGGUCUCCCGCUUCAGCGGACUUUGAUGAGGAAGCAAACAGAAGUGCUAGGAGAUCAGAAGGUAGCUUGAAUACUGACACAGAAAGUCAAGACUGUAGCUCAAGUACAGGAGGUCAGAAGAAGAUUGAGCGCCCACGAUACCACACCAGAAGAGCUUCACAAGGAUUGCUUGCCAGCAUAGAAAAUUCAGAGUGUGAUGGCUCCGAUGCCAAGGAGGAAAGCUCAAGGAAGAAAAGAUACGCAAAAGUGAAAAAUAGAGUUGAGUCUUCUGAAAGUAAACUGAAAGAUACACAGCUAGGAAGCCAUAGCCAUGAGGCGUCUUCCCAAGGAAACGUAACGAAGACUCUGUUGGAAACAAACAAAGUGAGCCAAGAAGUCAGCACAGAUGCUGUAGUGACAUCUGAAGCCUGUGGCCUGAAAAAUGAAGCAAUUCCUACAGAUGCUAACAAAGCUGUGGGAUCUCCCGGCUCACAGGAUUCACCUGAUGCACAGAACGCAAAUGUGGAACAAAACAAAAGCAAUACUUCGGUGGAAUCAUUCACCAUUUCGUGUGUAUCUGAUCAAGAUAUGAAAGCAGCAGAGGAAGAUGAAGAUGGUGAGAAGCAAACAAACAUAGGCUGUUGUCAGGCUGUUGUGUGUGAAGGUGUACCAGGGGCAAAUGCUUCAGGGAGUGAUCUUCCCCCUCAGCAAGUACCCGUGUGUCACCACAAAAAAAACAAAAGACAGAAGAGGUUAAGGAACAACUGUAAUCUCUGCUGUAAAAAGCAAAAGCAGCAACUCAGGUCGUUCAGUGAAUCAAAGAAUCAUGAACUGAGUGAGCCCCAAACCACCCCGGCUGAGGCGUCUGUAAAUACACCAGAGAUGGCGGGUAAAUCAAAUUUGGACGAGAGCUUGUGUAUGGUCCCUUGUGCAAUGAGCACUCCAUUGCAUCCUGCUCAGGCACCCAGCACUUGGGGUGUGGAAGGAGAGAGAACAACUGAAGAUAACCAGCCAGGAAAGAGUGUUGGAGUAGAGGAGAAUCUAGAGAAUCUAGAGCAUAUAGCAGGUGAAAUAACUGGCUCUGUAGUGGAAAUAAAAGAACCUGCCGAUCAGAAUGACCAAACUGAAGAGUGUCCAUUGGAGCGUGUUUCGGAUGAGCCCAGUGACGGCUGCCUGGCUGCAGGGAAUCAGAGCGAAGAACCAGCAGCUACAGAAAAAGAAGAAAUAAGUCAGAAUGGACAACUGGAAGAGAUACCCGAGGCAGUGAUUGUCAGCGAACCUGAGCAAGAACAGAUGAAUGAACUAGAAAGUAAUUGGGAUGAUAAACCAGCAGCUGAGAAUACUGCAGGGGAAACUUGCAUUAAUCAAGUUAAAGAGGUGAAAGAGGAAUUAGUAGAAACUGAAAUAAUGAUGCCUGAAAACGUGGCCUUGGACGGAGAAGAGGCAGUAGAAAAUCACAGUGUGAAUUCACCUCAGAAGCUGGAAGGUGAUUCUUUGGUGUUGGUUAAUGAAAGCCCUAAUGGUACGCAGACACGCUGCAUGUGGUCUCCUUCAGCUUCUCCAUCCACUAGUAUUUUGAAGAGAGGUAUAAAAAGAAAUCAAGAUGAUGAAUCCCUGUCACCUGUGAAUAAGAUUCGUCGAGUGUCUUUUGCAAAUCCAAUUUAUCGAGAAGGACUGGCAGAUGACAUAGAUAGGAGAAGUCCUGUCAUUAGAUCCCAUUCUUCACCAUCUUCCCGAAGUCUUAAAAUUUUAUCUAAUGUUCAGGCUAAGAAUAUUACCACUCCGACCAAAGGAUGUCUAUCUCCAGGAUCUCGCAACCCUAAAUUUAAGAGCUCAAAGAAGUGUUUAAUAACGGAAAUGGCUAUGGAAUCGGUGCCUUGCCCUACAGAAUGCAUGUAUCCUGCCUUAGCUGGCUGCAAAGCACCAGUUGAGGUGAUUUUACCUCAGAUUACAUCAAACAUAUGCGCCAGGGGCUUGGGGCAGCUCAUUCGAGCAAGGAACAUUAAGACAGUGGGUGAUCUGAGUACUUUGACAGCAUCAGAAGUCAAAACUCUUCCCAUCCGCUCUCCGAAAGUUUCCAAUGUUAAAAAAGCUCUUAAAGGAUAUCAUGGGCAACAGGUAAGAUCUCGAGGAUUUGAGGAAAUAGAAGCACUUGAAGAUGCAGAAAAGCCCAUGAAUAAUGUAGAGGAUAAAUCUCUUCCUGUAGAUGAAGAAAAAUUUGCAACAGAUUUCAUUGAGCCUGUUGUUACGAAUACAGAUGACCAGCCCCCAGCAGAUCUUCUGAGCCAGAUUGAUGCGCUCGCUGCUCAGCUGACCUCCGAAGAUCUUCACGGCUACUCAGGAAGCCAGCUUUUUGAGAUGCAAGAAAAACUUGUCGGCAUGACAAACUGUAUCAUGAAAAACCUGCAGUCCCGCUGGAAAUCGCCUCCCCAUGAAAGUUCUGAUUAGUUGUUUAUCCUUUCUAAGUAAGGAGAAUUUUGUUACAGUUUUCCCCAAAACCUGCUUUUCUUGCUAGUGAAUUACUUUUUAAACUGCAUAAACCGUAGAAGAUUUUUUUAACACUUAUAUGACCAAAAUGUAUCAUGUUUGGGAUUUGUUGGUUUGUUUUUUUUCCUUGGGUUUGUUUUGUUGUUCUUAUUUGCAGGAUCACUUACUCCCCGAUAGAUGUAUUUGUAUUGUAUUGCUAUGCAUAUUUCUUUCAGGUCAUGAAAGAAAACUUGAUAAAAGUUGUGCAAUAGCAAAGAUGUGAAACCAAACCAACAUAGUUAAAUUAUUUUUUCAAAUUUGAAGUGUUCUUACUGCUGCAAACUCUUAGUAUUUGGUAAGAGAUCGAUCUCACGGCUCUGUGCGUCUGCUGCCCCUGUUUCUCUGCUUUUAAGCUGCUGAAACCUCUGACAGGCAGUGGCUCUCCCUUCAGCACCGUUUUAUACCGAGAUAAACUGAGCUUAAUUUCUUUACGGCAGCAACGGCCCAGCAACCUGGUAUUUUGACAACGUGGAUGACAUCUAUUUUUGCAUGUAUUUUUGUAAGAAUUGCACAAAGAAGCGGGUAACGGGAUGUACCCUUACAGGCAGAAGACUGCAGAACUUCUCAGGCUUUUCCCUGUGUUUGUUGUUGGCAGCAGUUCUCCUUCUGUGGAGGAGACUCUCUUUGGAGAAAUGAAUGGAUUUGACAAGAGCCCUUUGUAUAUUAUGUACAGACUUAUCACAGUAAAUUUUGGUUAAUAAUUUAUGAUUUUGACUUUAAAUUGCAUGGAAUGCAUUGCUGCUUCUCGGAGACCUUCAGAGAGAGUUCUUGGGUUUUACUCUGGGAAUCUUAAUUUGUAUGUAUUGUACUGUAGCUAUCACAUUUUGAUUUUAGAACUUAAAUGCAGACAAAUAAAACAGCAGAUAGUUCCCAAA
This is a messenger RNA of Falco peregrinus (peregrine falcon), 8007 nucleotides long. RefSeq names its product replication timing regulatory factor 1 (gene RIF1). The transcript has 35 exons. Gene Ontology annotation, biological process: telomere maintenance. Bases 104 to 7054 code for a protein of 2316 amino acids. The record is from RefSeq and is a predicted model, not a curated record. Lineage: Eukaryota; Metazoa; Chordata; Aves; Falconiformes; Falconidae. Gene Ontology annotation, cellular component: nucleus.